AUGGCGACGGACGGCAACGACUUUGAGGACGAGCGCCGGCGCCGCAUCACGCGCAACAGGCAGAUGCUGUCCCACCUGGGCGUGACCAAGAUGGCCGGCGAGCUGGUCCAGGCGGGUCGGCAGGAGAUCGACCGCAAGCGCCGGAGGCUAGUGGAGCCGGUGGGAAGUUGCGGCCCGGCGCGGCGAUCCACGCGUCACCUGGCGCAGGUGACCCGGGAGAAGAUCAAGAAAAUGGCCGACCGGGCUUCUGAUUCUGGGGAUGGGGAAUCGGCAUCAGGGUCCAGCGGGGAGUCGGGGGGCAGUGGGAGUGAAUCUGACGAAGGUGACGAGGAGGAGUACGACCCGCUGGAGGGGGAGGGGGGGUCAGAAUCGGAUGUGGGAUACAGGGGGGGACUGCGGCGGGGAAGGUCGAGAGGGAGAGUUGCAGGGGAGGAUUCUGCGGAAGAUGAUGGAUUUUGGACGGACGAGGAGCGUGAUUUGGAGGUUGCGAUAAGGAGGUCGAUCGAAGAUGCGCGGAGGGAGACCGGCGCGCCCACCGGGGUCGGCGGGGGUGAUCGGGAGGUUCGAAUGGAUUGUGAUGAUGGUGGCUGGAGGCGCACCCGCAGGGAGAGAAAGUUGCCACAGGAGGGGGGACUGGAUGGGGAGGGAAGGCAGGGCGCCCCUGGGGGUCCUGUUGGUCCCUCCACCUGCGGGGAGGAAGGAAUUGCGGGGAAUGACGCUGAGGGUGGGAAGUCGAAUGGUGGGAGGGAAAGAAAACGGGGCAAAAAGAUGAAGGAAGAUGGGGGUGACGGGGGGGAAGGGGCCCCUCGAGCCCAACAAGGCCGGGGGGGAAAGGCGGGGGGAAAGAGGCAAGGUGGCAGGAAGACGGGGGGUGGAAGGGGGCUGAGGGCCGCCCUGCAAGAAUGGCCAGAGCCGACGGCACCAGCAGUUGCAGAGGCAUUUGGGAUGUUUGACAAGCGCGGGUCGGGGCUUCUCACUAGGGAGGCGCUGGUGACUGUGGCUUCAGACUUGGGCAUGCACCUGGGGGAGGAUGCGGUGGAGGGAAUGAUGGAUUUGGCAAAGGGGGUGGCUGGGAGCGGGGGUGCGGGCCUGACGCUGUCAGACUUCCAGGUGCUGGUGGCCCACUUGGGCAGGAAACAGAAGGGGGCCAAGUGA
This is a messenger RNA of Ostreobium quekettii, 1155 nucleotides long. The record is from the annotation of a GenBank genome assembly. NCBI's taxonomy places the organism in Eukaryota, Viridiplantae, Chlorophyta, Ulvophyceae, Bryopsidales, Ostreobiaceae.